Messenger RNA from Cercospora beticola, 1564 nucleotides. RefSeq lists its product as uncharacterized. Gene Ontology annotation, biological process: fatty acid beta-oxidation. The record is from RefSeq and is a predicted model, not a curated record. Gene Ontology annotation, cellular component: peroxisome. Gene Ontology annotation, molecular function: (3S)-3-hydroxyacyl-CoA dehydrogenase (NAD+) activity; 17-beta-hydroxysteroid dehydrogenase (NAD+) activity; enoyl-CoA hydratase activity. NCBI's taxonomy places the organism in Eukaryota, Fungi, Ascomycota, Dothideomycetes, Mycosphaerellales, Mycosphaerellaceae.
GCGGGGAAAGCCAAUCCGGAUGUUGGAGGAUGAUUAGUGAUAGAAGUACUCGCAACCUCAACUUUCGUGCGCAAGAGGAUCAGCCUGCAACGGACGAGAUGGAAGCAUCGCUGAUCAGCCUCGGCAUGAGAAGUGUUGCCUCAAAUCUUACUCUCAACCACACUUCUGCUUUGUAGCUGCUUUCCAAACAUCCAGAGAAGCAUACUGCUCGAGAUCUACUGGUUGCCGAAGCACUGAGAACCUGAGUUAUCGAGCAACAUGAGUGGAGCCGGCGCAGGACACGAACCCAAACCCAAGGACGUUUCGUGGACGACGCGGGAUCUUCUGUUAUUUGCGCACAGUAUUGGCGCCACAGUCGAUGAGCUGCAUUUGAUUUAUGAACUGCAUCCCAACUUCACUGCCUUUCCAACCUUUCCCAUCGUGCUGCCAUUCAAAGGAACAGCCCACGAUGUGGUCGAUUUCUACGCCGCUCAGAACAGUGGCCGUCCCAAGAUCCCCGGCGUGCCUGACCUGGAUUUCAAACGUGUGAUAGAUGGAGAGCGCCACAUGACCUUCUUCAAGCCUCUGCCCAAAACGUCAGAUGGCAAGAAAUUCCAGAUUCGUUCCAAGACCCUCGGUGUCUACGACAAAGGCAAAACCGGCUCGGUCCUGGAAUCACAGGACGACCUCGUCGACGCCGAAACGGGAGAAGUCUACACUCGCGUCCGUGGAUCAGCUUUCUUCAUCGGUCAAGGUGAAUGGGGUGGGCCAUCAGGUCCCAAGAGUCAGAGUUAUCCUCCUCCAGAAGGGAAACCUGAGACGGCGUCGUAUGAGUCCAUCGUUACGCCAGAGCAAGCGCAUCUCUAUCGAUUGAACGGAGAUUACAAUCCGCUUCAUGCGACCCCAGAGCCCGGCAAAGCUAUGGGAUUCGGUGGAGCCAUCAUGCAUGGACUUUACAGCUUUAAUGUCGCGGCUCUUGUCCUGUUGAAGGUCUUGGGUGGCAGUGAUCCAAAGAAUUUGAAGGAGUUUGCGGCGAGAUUCGCGAGUCCGGUCAAGGCUGGAGACACGCUGGUGACCAAGAUAUGGGCGCUUGGCGAUGAGGACUCCGAUGGCUUUCAGAGCAUCCGCUUCGUCACUCAGGUGAAGGGCGGAAAAGUAUGUCUCAGCAAUGGUCGUGCGAAGAUGAAAGUUGUGGGCCGAGUCAAGGUGGCGAAUGCUUCUGCCAAGUUGUAGUGGAAAACGCAGCGAAGGAUCAGCUUGAGCUGAGAAUGUGGCGAAUCAUGAUCUCAGGGCGAUGUCCACAGUAGAUGUGCCUUGUUCGCACAUUGCCAGGGCGAUGUCCACAGUAGAUGUGCCUUGUUCGCACAUUGCCAGGGCUGAGGAGUGUCCGCCGGCUCGCAGCUGGUCGAUUGCCGCAACAGGCAUCAGCUUGGAGUAAACCGGUGAUCGGCAUCGAGAGUCGUCGCUGUGAGGUCAAAUUCUUCAGCUUGCCAGAUCGUCCAAUUCUGAUGUUCCAUAUUCGUAGAUGCGACUGCUACCACCUGCUGAGCAAUUCGUCAAAUUGAGGUAAGCACACACCCCAGAG